UCAGAUCUCGCUCGUUAUCCGCUGACACAAAAACAGAGAAAAAAAUCCGACUGGAAAUUCUCAAAUGGCGCUUCUCAACGUCUCCAUCUGCUCUUCCAAACUCCCCCCAAAACCCUUCCUCUCUCUCCCCCAUAAACCUCACCCUUCCCGCCAACACCUCCCUCUCUCCGCCAGCUAUCCUCCGCCCCAGGUUGUAAAGAAUCGCCUGGAAACUUCUGGAAGUUCUGUGUUGUCACUGGGAGAGUCCGUCUGUAAGGCGAGCCUUAUCGCUCUGCUCUCGGCCUCUCUGUUCGUAGCCAAUCCUGCAUUCGCCUUUAAGGGUGGGGGUCCGUACGGUGCGGAGGUGACUAGGGGCCAGGACCUCACCGGCAAGGACUUCAGCGGCAAGACUUUGAUCAAGCAAGACUUCAAAACGUCGAUAUUGAGGCAAGCGAAUUUCAAAGGCGCCAAGUUAUUAGGUGCUAGCUUCUUUGAUGCUGAUUUAACAGGGGCUGAUCUUUCUGAUGCAGAUCUAAGAGCUGUGGACUUUUCUUUGGCCAAUGUGACAAAGGCGAAUCUGAGCAACGCUAACUUAGAAGGUGCAGUAGCCACAGGCAACACAUCUUUCAAAGGGUCAAAUAUUACGGGUGCAGACUUCACAGAUGUGCCUCUGAGAGAAGAUCAACGGGAAUAUCUCUGCAAAGUUGCCGAUGGGGUGAAUCCGACAACUGGAAACCCAACACGUGAAACCUUGCUUUGCAAUUAAUAGAUCAUUGAUCAAAAUAUAGAAAGACAUUGUAAGGAGGGAGUUGGUUAAUAUUGGAUACACGGGAAGCUGCAAUUUUCACGAAUGGAGCUUGUUACUUAAUCUGAUGUAACUAUUGUAUGGUAUGUAGGUAAUUGUUCGUUCCAUUUAUUCAAAUGCAUACAUGAACACACGUAAACUAUGGCCAACCAGGUACGGUUUGAUACAGAUACUUUUAUCAGUUAACUUUUUGUA
Molecule: messenger RNA, 979 nt
Organism: Pyrus x bretschneideri (Chinese white pear)
Lineage: Eukaryota; Viridiplantae; Streptophyta; Magnoliopsida; Rosales; Rosaceae
Product: thylakoid lumenal 15 kDa protein 1, chloroplastic
Exons: 8
Coding region: 65-745 (226 amino acids)
Cellular component (GO): chloroplast thylakoid
Source: RefSeq, a predicted model, not a curated record